This is a messenger RNA of Malus domestica (apple), 1893 nucleotides long. RefSeq names its product E3 ubiquitin-protein ligase At1g63170-like. The record is from RefSeq and is a predicted model, not a curated record. Gene Ontology annotation, molecular function: zinc ion binding. NCBI's taxonomy places the organism in Eukaryota, Viridiplantae, Streptophyta, Magnoliopsida, Rosales, Rosaceae.
UGAGCGAUGGAGCAAAAAAGCUGACGUUAUAUUUUUAUUUUUUUUCUCUGGAGAAAACUGAAAAUCCGCGAGAAAAUAAAAGAAAUGGGAAGAAAAAGCGAGCUCUGAAGCUUUUCUUCUGACUCUGUGAUACUCGCAGUAUCUUUUAUACCAGCUUACAGCCUUAGAUAUGAAAUAGAAAUAAAUUCUUUGAAUCUUCCAGUUCCAGACCGUGCCAUGUAUUGUGAGUAAGAAAGAGGAAGACUUUUGAUCAAAGUGAAAAAUCUAGAAAGUUGAGCAUAAUCUAUAUGCAUUCCCACCUUCCAAUUUGGUUGGUGGAGUUAGAUGGAUGUUCCCUCUGCAGCACCUAAUAGUGACACCCAAGGUGACCAAUUUCCUUUGCUACUAGAGCAGAUGGAAAGUCAUAACAAUUGUGUGCACGUAAUUGAUGUAACAAGGAAUUAUGAUGCUUCAUCAAGUACAUCUAGUGAUGACCAACGUCCUAGAGUGGACAUGCCCCAGCAUGAAGACAGACCAUCAGCGAGUACACAUGCCCCGACUUAUCUAGGUGCAUCAUUUUCAUCAAACAGAUUAAAUUCUAGGAAUUCCUCAUUUGUGAGGAGACGUGAUGGGUAUAGUCAUCGCCGAAGAAGCCCUUUAAAUUCAGGGUUAUGGAUUUCCGUUGAGCUUGUUGUCACUGUGAGUCAGAUUACAGCAUCUAUUGUUGUUUUGUCACUUUCAACAAACGAAGAUCCACAAGCCCCUUUGUUUGCAUGGGUUGUGGGUUAUGCAUCAGGUUGUGUUGCAACACUUCCUGUUCUUUACUGGAGGUUCCGUAACCGCAACAGGGCUGCUGAGCAAGAAUCCAUUCAAUCGCAUCAAGGGUCUUCUGUAAGCAGUCCUGAACCAACGUCUUAUACAGCUAUUUCAAUUACUCAAGCUUCAGAUGAAGAGCACAAUCGCACCUCCGAAACGGUUACAACUAACCCUCAAAUUGGAGGACCCUUAAGUGCAAGAAUUAAUGGGUUAGUGGAUCAUUUCAAGAUGGCCUUAGAUUGCUUCUUUGCAGUCUGGUUUGUUGUAGGCAAUGUGUGGAUUUUUGGAAGUCACUCUUCUCCUUCUGAUGCUCCUAAACUGUACAAGUUAUGCAUAGUGUUCCUUACCUUCAGCUGUAUUGGAUAUGCAAUGCCAUUCAUACUAUGUGCAACAAUUUGCUGCUGCCUACCUUGCAUCAUUUCUGUCCUCGGAUUUCGAGAGGAUCUUUCUCAGACUAGAGGAGCCACCGUGGAAUCAAUUAAUGCUCUCCCGACGUACAAAUUCAAGUUGAAGGAAAACGAGAGCAAUGAUGAUCAGGAGGGCAACCUAGGUAGUGAAUGUGGCCUCUUGGCUGCAGGGACAGAAAAGGAGCGUGAGAUAUCUGGAGAAGAUGCGGUUUGUUGUAUUUGCUUGGCAAAGUAUGCAGAUGACGAUGAGCUACGGGAGCUACCAUGUUUACAUGUCUUUCACGUGGAGUGUGUUGACAAAUGGUUGAAAAUAAAUGCAUCGUGUCCCCUUUGCAAAAGUGAGGCCGGAGAGAGCAGCGGCGAGGCCAGGGACUCCAGCCAACAAUAGGGUAAGCAAGAUGAGCUCAGCGAUGACGUUGUAUAUGAAAGCAGAGAUUAUUCUAAAUUAUGGAACGGUUAAACCCCAAUUGGGGUGGUUCAUCCAAGUGCGAAAAUCUCCAUCUCGUUUCACAAAUAGAUGCCUUUGACAACUGAGACCGUUCGUUGUCUUGGGUUUUAUUAUGUGGACUCGCGGUUCAGUAUAUCUGUAAAUUUCAUCUCUACUAAUCAAAAUAUACGCUGGAGUUUUGUAUUCUUUCUGUGGUUGGCAUCCAUUGCUAUAGGGAAAAAAAUGACUGCUGUUUCACGUCCA